This is a messenger RNA of Lactuca sativa (garden lettuce), 1635 nucleotides long. Its product is annotated as vacuolar cation/proton exchanger 3. Gene Ontology annotation, molecular function: calcium:proton antiporter activity. Gene Ontology annotation, biological process: calcium ion transmembrane transport; intracellular calcium ion homeostasis. The record is from RefSeq and is a predicted model, not a curated record. Lineage: Eukaryota; Viridiplantae; Streptophyta; Magnoliopsida; Asterales; Asteraceae. Gene Ontology annotation, cellular component: plant-type vacuole membrane.
UUUAUAAGAAAGAACAAGAAAAUAUUAAAGAAUAUUUCUUCAAUCCUAUAUAAAACAGUGAGAGCAGGCCCUUCAGGUUGAACAGUCUUUGUUAUGCAACUAAACGAAAGUGAAAUAAUGGAUUCCCGGGAGACGGAACCGGAACCAUGGUUGCUCGAAAACGGCACCGUCAAGCGGCUAACCAGAGAGUCCAGAAACGGCCUUGGACAUAAUCGGACUGCUCACAACCUGUCCUCCUCCUCCCUUCGUAAAAAGUCCGAUUUGUCCCUCAUCUCCACACUUCCUUCCUCAUCUCUCAGGAAUUUCCUUGGCAACCUCCAGGAGGUCAUUUUGGGAACUAAAUUAUCACUUCUUUUUCUCGCCGUCCCACUCGCCGUCGCCGCUCAUUACUUCCGGUUGUCACAGGCAUGGAUUUUUUCGUUGAGUUUACUUGGAUUGAUUCCGCUUGCAGAGCGUGUUAGUUUUCUAACGGAACAAAUAUCAUUCUAUACCGGCGCAACAGUGGGAGGGCUAUUAAAUGCAACAUGUGGAAAUGCAACGGAACUUAUCAUAUCAAUAUUUGCAUUAAUACAACACAAAGUGGAUAUUGUCAAAUACUCUCUUUUGGGUUCCAUCCUAUCCAACUUACUUCUCGUUCUUGGAUCCUCUCUCCUUUUCGGUGGCAUCACAAAUCUUUCAAGGGACCAAAAAUUUGAUAGGAAACAAUCAGAUGUGAAUAUAUCUCUACUACUUCUAUCUUUACUUUGCAAUGCAAUUCCCUUGCUAUAUAAACAUGCUGUUUCACCUGUUGAUUUGGUAACUGUGACAAAAGCAACAUUAAAUUUGUCAAGAGCCACUAGCAUUAUCAUGCUCCUUGCUUACUUCGCUUACCUUUCCUUUCAACUAUGGACUCACAACCAUAUCUUUGAACCACAAGAGGAUGAGGCCAAGGAUGACAAGGUGAUUGGGCUUUGGAGUGGCAUAUUUUGGCUAAUUGGAAUGACGGCCGUUAUCGCAUUGUUGUCUGAAUAUUUAGUUGACACUAUUGAGGCGGCAUCAAAUUCAUGGGGAAUGCCAUUGAGCUUCACUAGCAUCAUUUUGCUACCAAUUGUGGGAAAUGCAGCUGAGCAUGCUGGAGCUGUCAUCUUUGCUUUGAAGAACAAGCUGGAUAUAACUCUCGGCGUGGCACUUGGUUCCGCAACUCAAAUUGCUGUUUUUGUGGUCCCACUGAGUGUAAUUGUUGCAUGGAUAAUUGGUGUGAACAUGGAUCUUGAUUUUAGUCUUCUUCAAACCGGAUCACUUUCUCUAGCAAUUUUAGUCACAGCCUUCACGUUGCAGGAUGGGACUUCUCACUACCUUAAAGGGGUGGUUCUGUUGUUGUGCUACAUAGUUAUCGGGGCAAGUUUUUUCAUCACCGAUUUCCCUAAUGAGGACAUGGAUAACAAUAUGGGUGUGGGACUUGAAUCAUCAAAACGAUAAAUCUCUAGAGUCUGAAGGAACAAGGAUUUGUUGUGAAAAUUUUCAAAUACAAUGGUGAGAAAAUUAGUUUUCAUUUUUUUCUUCAAAUUUACAUAGUUAGGCAUGUUAACAUGUAUGUCAUCUGAUGUAUCCAGUAACAUAUAAUAUUAACGUAUGAUAAAAAAAAGUUUGAUUCUC